Scutellospora calospora is the source of this 633-nucleotide messenger RNA. The record is from the annotation of a GenBank genome assembly. Lineage: Eukaryota; Fungi; Glomeromycota; Glomeromycetes; Diversisporales; Gigasporaceae.
AUGCCUUUUUAUAUCUCACAAAUAAUCAUUCCAAAUUGUGAUUACAAACGCUUCGAAGAAAUCGCAUUAGCAAAUUCUCACUGCCGAAUGAAUCUUAUCCAAGGGACGCUUGAAAUAAUGCCCCCAGUUUCCAACGAUACAGAUCAAAGAAAAGCAAAUAUUAUCUGUGAUGUUGUCAUCUGGUGCCGUGCUAAUGCCAAUUUAGUUGGACACUUUGGUGCUUCUCGGGGAUGCUAUACAUUGUCUAAUACUGUUAAUGAUUCUAAACCUACUAUUUUAGGUCCUGAUGCUUCUAUUGUACUUAGUACCAGAUGGAAUGCACUAUCAGAUGAUAAACAAAAAUCAUAUCCACCAGUUGUGCCAAACUUUGUCGUGGAAUUACGCUCACAGAGUCAAUCACCUCAGGAUUUCCAUAAAAAAAUGUUACUAUGGAUGAAUGGUGGAGUUGAAGAAGGAAUUGCAAUUGAUCGAUAUGCAAAUCCACGUGAAGUGAGAAUCUAUACAUUUAAUCCCAAUACUAAUAGUGUCGAAUGGCAAACACUAACGAAUCCCACUCACGUUGCAUCACAAGUUCUUACUGGUUUCGAUUUUGAAGAAAAUUUAGAAGGUAUACUAGGGAUUGGAACCGCCUAG